AUGAAUAACCAAUCAACAAUUGAAAGACUAACAUACGAAAAAUACUAUUGUAAUACAUCUUCUGUAUUUUACAUGGAAAAUGUUUGUAAUCGUUCUACAAUUUUGGAUAUUAAUUUGUCUAGCAGAGGUUUAGCAUCCCUGCCAAUAGAAGUAUUGAAUAAAUUGAUGAUAUCUCUGGAUGAUUCGGAAGUACGUUCAAAAAAAAUGGCCAGCCUGGAGUCUGACCAGCCUUUUAAUAGCUUGUCUGAGCUGGAAUAUUUAGCAAUCAGAAACCAUAAUAUAUCACAUCUUCCACAAGAUAUAUUCAACGGAUUGGUACUUCUACAUAUUUUGGAAAUAGAUUCAAAUGAAUUGACCGGUGUGGAGCUUAAUACUUUUCAUAGCUUAUCCAAACUGGAAUGUUUAACAAUCAGGAACAAUAAUAAUCUAACACAUCUUCCACAAGAUAUUUUUAAAGAAUUGACAUCUCUAACUAUUUUGAUAUUAGAUUUAAACAAACUGACCAGUCUUGAAAAUAAUAUCUUCAAUAGCUUGCCUAAACUGGAAUAUUUAUCUAUCAGUCGUAAUAAUUUAACAUCUCUUUCACAAGGAAUAUUCAAUGAAUUGAAAUCUUUAAAGUAUUUAAAAUUAAAUUAUAACAAACUAUCAAGUCUUAAAAAAAAUACUUUUCAUGGCUUGUCCAGUCUUACUAGUUUAUAUAUCAACUAUUUAGAUAUCAGUAACAAUAAUUUAACAUCACUUCGACAAAAAGUAUUCAAUGGAUUAGAAUUGUUGACUGAGUUGUAUUUACAAUCAAAUAAAUUAACAAUCAUCGAGCCCAAUACGUUCAAUACUUUGUCCGAACUUGAAUUUUUAGACAUCAGUGAUAAUAAUUUGCAAAAUUUUUCAUCAAAAGUAUUCAAUGGAUUGGAAUCUUUAACUCAAUUAUAUUUAAAAUCAAAUCAACUGAAAAUUAUCGAGGCUAAUACUUUUAAUAAAUUGGUUAAUCUAGAAGUUUUAGAUAUUAGCAAUAACACGUUGACUUCUCUUCCACAAGAAGUAUUUAAUGGAUUAAAAUCUCUAACUUUAUUGUCUUUAAAUUCAAACAAACUGACAGAUCUUGAGCCUAAUAUUUUUAAAAAUUUAAUUGAUCUUGACUAUUUGAAUAUCGGUGAUAACAGUUUAAGAUAUCUUCCACAAAAACUUUUCAGUGGAUUAAAACUUUUACGUUCAUUGUAUUUAAAUUCAAACUUAUUGACGAGUCUUCAGUCUGAUAUUUUUAAUAACUUAGCUAAUCUUAAAUUAUUAGAUAUCAGUUAA
Messenger RNA from Aphidius gifuensis, 1299 nucleotides. RefSeq names its product leucine-rich repeat-containing protein 15-like. Gene Ontology annotation, cellular component: extracellular matrix. Gene Ontology annotation, molecular function: protein binding. NCBI's taxonomy places the organism in Eukaryota, Metazoa, Arthropoda, Insecta, Hymenoptera, Braconidae. Bases 1 to 1299 code for a protein of 432 amino acids. The transcript is spliced from 4 exons. The record is from RefSeq and is a predicted model, not a curated record.